Phodopus roborovskii (desert hamster) is the source of this 1810-nucleotide messenger RNA. Its product is annotated as T-cell-specific guanine nucleotide triphosphate-binding protein 2-like. The transcript is spliced from 2 exons. Gene Ontology annotation, biological process: defense response; cellular response to interferon-beta. Gene Ontology annotation, cellular component: endoplasmic reticulum membrane. Gene Ontology annotation, molecular function: GTP binding; GTPase activity. Bases 274 to 1527 code for a protein of 417 amino acids. NCBI's taxonomy places the organism in Eukaryota, Metazoa, Chordata, Mammalia, Rodentia, Cricetidae. The record is from RefSeq and is a predicted model, not a curated record.
GACAGGACUCUUGUGAAAGCAAAAACCUCAGAGCUCUUCAAACACAGCUCAGUCUCCUCUGUAGCAGUCACAGCCGUUACACAGUCAAGCACAUCACAGGUGGAUUUCAAAGUCCAAUCUGUGCAGGUCUGUGUGCACUAGCUGUGCCUGAUGCUGUGGGAAGCUCUUCACAGAACCCAUUCUCUGCUCUUCCAGUGGGAAGGUUAGGAACUCAACUCUGCCACCAGAAAUCUCCUUAUCUCAAGGGAGCUGUGUCUUUCACUGACUGCAGCCAUGGGUCAGUCUUCUUCCACACCUGAUGCAAAUGCCCACAAUAUGGCCUCCAGCUUUAAUGCCUUUUUCAAAACUUUCAAGAUGGAGAGUAAAGUCAUUUCUGAGGAGACCAUCAAUUCAAUUCAGUUGUUUCUGCAGGAAGGGGAUGUACAGAAGACGAUUUCUGCAAUCAACACUGCUUUGACUGACAUCGAGAAUGCCCCUCUAAGCAUUGCAGUGACAGGAGAGACUGGGGCAGGGAAGUCUACGUUCAUCAAUGCCCUGCGGGGCAUUGGACAUGAAGAGAUGGAAUCAGCUAGGAGUGGAGUGGUAGAGACAACAAUUCAAAGAGAGAAAUAUACCCACCCCAAGUUCCCUAAUGUGACCAUCUGGGAUCUUCCUGGGGUUGGGUCUACUACCUUUAAACCAGAAGAAUAUCUGAAAAAAAUGAAAUUCCAGGAGUACGACUUUUUUCUUAUCAUCUCAGCUACUCGCUUCAAAGAGAAUGAUGCCCAGCUGGCCAAAGCAAUUGAAAAAAUGAAAAAGAAUUUCUAUUUUGUUCGAACAAAGAUUGAUAGUGAUUUGUGGAAUCAGAAAAGAUGUACACCAAGGACCUACAAUAAGGAAGAAAUCCUGGUGAAUAUCCGAAAAAAAUGUGUAGAGAAACUCCAGGAAGCAGAUGUAGCCUUCACUCGUGUCUUCUUAGUCUCUAGCAUCGAGGUAGCACAGUUUGAUUUUCCUCAACUGGAAUCCACCCUUUUGAAGGAGUUGCCAGCACACAAGCGUCACAUCUUCAUGCAGUGCAUCCCUAAUAUAACCGAGGCUGCUAUUGAUCGCAGGAAAGAUGCCCUGAAACAGAAGAUCUGGCUGGAGGCUCUGAAGUCUGGAGCAUCAGCUACCAUCCCCAUGAUGUCUUUCUUCAAGGACGAUGUCCAGGAGUUGGAGAAGAUCCUGCUCCACUACAGGUCUUGCUUUGGGAUGGAUGACAAGUCUCUGGAAAACGUGGCCAGGGAUUUGUCCCUGCCUUUGGAGGAACUUGAGUCCAUCCUUAAGUCACCCCAUUUGCUGUCUUGUGAGAUGGAUGAAUCUGUGGGGGAUAAACUGGUGAAAUACCUGGAGAAAAUAUUUGCUGUCACCGGCGGAUUCAUAGCCACUGGCCUUUACUUUAGAAAGAGUUACUACAUCCAAAAUUAUUUUCUUGAUGUAGUGACUGAUGAUGCUAAAAUUUUACUUAAGAAAAAAGUUUUCUUGGCAGAACGUGAGAACUCUGAGUAAGGCUGCAAAGACUGGGAGAAUGAGGCAGCUGGCCUGGGACUUAGGUGACUCUAGUGCUUCCAAGACACUGGAAACUGGAAAGAUUCCUGAAGUACUCUGGCCAGGCCGUGAUGACGUUUAGACUUUAUGACAACAACGUCACAGUAAAACUAAGAUUCAGUGGUCAACUCUGAAAUACACUAAGGAAACUGUAUAAAAAGAAGAAAUUAAUGUGCAUGCUGUUUAUUAUAAUAAAAGUAUAGAUUGUACACUAAAAGAAGGUAAAGGACGGUCUUUCUUUUCU